Molecule: messenger RNA, 1564 nt
Organism: Andrographis paniculata
Lineage: Eukaryota; Viridiplantae; Streptophyta; Magnoliopsida; Lamiales; Acanthaceae
Product: protein FLX-like 1
Exons: 4
Coding region: 68-937 (289 amino acids)
Source: RefSeq, a predicted model, not a curated record
UAUCCUAAAUUUGCAGGAAAAGCCGAAAAGCAGUCAUGGAACACUGUGCGUCAGUGGUUCUGUGAGCAUGGGACGCCGCCACAAUCCAUCCGCUGCCCCGGCCCACCGCCGCCGCCGCCGCCACCACCAGCAAACCGAUUCAACCCCUCCAGACCUCCAUCCAAUGGAGGAACGCAUCGCCGCACAGACCCACGAGAUCCAAGCCCUCAUCGCCGACAAUCAGCGCCUCGCCUCAAGUCACGUCGCGCUGAAGCAGGACGUGGCGGAUAUCCAGCAGGAAAUUCGACGUCUCUCCGCCACCGCUGCCUCCGUCAAGGCCGAGAAGGACGCUCAAGUGCGCGAGGUCUACGAGCGUUACCAGAAAUUGGAGGCGGAGUCAGUGCCGGUUGGGAGCCGCGCCGCGGAGCUCGAUCGAGUUAGGGCGGAGAUUAAGGAACGUGUGGCGGAGCGGAAGGAGCUCUAUGAGAAGAUCACUCAAAUUGAUGGAGAUAUUGCGAAAGCCAAGUCGGAGUUGCAGCAACUACCUCAACUCAAGGCCGUGAUUGAAGACGCCGCCAUGGAAAUUCAACGAGGAAGGUUUGCAAUUGAAUAUGAAAUAAAGUUGCACGCCCACCAUGCGAAAGUCGGUGAAGUGAUGGAGAAGCACCUGAAUUCCAUGACCCAGGAAGCAGAAAAAUUACGAUCUGAACUUGGAGAAGUAGAGAAAAGGGCAGCAGAGGCCACCUCAGGAGCAAUCUCAUCUGCCAACCAAGAUCUUGGAUAUGCUGCUCACCAGACAAAUCCCGAACCAUUAUAUGGCGGAGCUCCAUCGUCUGAUCCUCAUGCUGUUCAUCAGGGAAAUUUCGAUUCAGGUUCUAAUCAUGCUCCCGGAACAGCAGGGCCUCAGCUUCCUCCAGCUCCAUAUGAUAUUCAAGGACAACAUCAAAUACAGAGUUAACCUUCCGACAACUCCAAGAGAAUCAAACGGAUAAUUUAUCAGAAUCUGCUCCGCCGGCAAGGUUGGUAAAUUUGACAAAUUGCACUAAGGCUGCAUAUCUGUCUAAUUACAUUUAAGUUUUGACUAUUACCUGGUCGACAUCAAAGAAUCAUUUCAACAUAAGCAUGCUGGAAUCUGCGCAAAAGUUGCCGGAAGCUGCAUUGAAUUACUUCUCUAAGAUUUCCUUUCAGGCUUUCGGAACAUAUGUCAUCCCGGUGCGGAUUGCUUUUCGUUCUAAAUGUUCUUGCAAGAUUUUCCCGGGGAAACGUCGAUUAAUGUUGUCGAAACCGUUGAAGGCAGAUUGCAAUUUCAGGUUAUGGUGCAUGCAUUGUUUCUUGGUAUGUAUUUCUAGCAAAGGAUAAAUGUAAUUUUAGUGUUGAAUUUUGUUGUAGAUUUGAUUUUAUAUACUCCCUCCCCGUCUCGGAACUAAAUAUUCAUUUGCAUUUUGCAAGUAGUUUUAGAAAUAUUAGUAUUAUAUUAGGAUAUAGCAGUAAUAAAAUAGAAAUGACUAAAAUAACCUUAUUAGUAUAUGUGAUAUAAAGGUAAUGGCAUGUAAGAGUAUUUGUAAUGUUAGGUAGAUAAUGAAGU